Molecule: messenger RNA, 3588 nt
Organism: Eurytemora carolleeae
Lineage: Eukaryota; Metazoa; Arthropoda; Copepoda; Calanoida; Temoridae
Gene: Stacl
Biological process (GO): skeletal muscle contraction; positive regulation of voltage-gated calcium channel activity; positive regulation of protein localization to plasma membrane
Cellular component (GO): extrinsic component of cytoplasmic side of plasma membrane
Molecular function (GO): protein binding
Source: RefSeq, a predicted model, not a curated record
GUUGUGUAUAACGGAGUAUAGAAUAGACCGGUAGAGAACUAGAGAAAGCUUUAUUCUUCUAUUCUUCGAGCAGAGCCAGUUCAGCACAGUUUUUUAGAGCAAAGAGUCUAGAAUGUGGGAGCUAGGUGCAGGGCCUCCCUGCUCUGCCCAACCAUGAUCGUGUUAGGACCUGCUUCACAGAUUCUAGAAGAAACAUAUUUGGUUAGCAUCGAAUCCAGAGGAUAUAUACAGGAACCCGAGGAAUUAACAGUACCCUACCCUUUCCAACCUCCCCCACCCUCACCCUCUACCCUACCCCCUGGAGAACCUAUUAACCUACCCGAUCUUAUACCUACAGGAGCUGAUAGAGAUCCACAGGCAUCACACCCAGUGAUCUUCUGUAAACCUAAAACUAAACACGAAGGAAGAAUUGAACUAACUGUAGAUAUGGGUCAUCAAGGUCUUCAUAUCAGGGAUCUUGUUCAUCCCGUUCUUAGUGAACCCUUGAGAAACCAGCAACAAACUACAUUCAAAAUUGUUAAACUUGUGAGUGACUUCAACCACCAGCUCUCUAAGAUCCAUGAGCAGUUUGCUGAAGACAGUGCUCUUCUUGUGGAAGAGUUUAGGAAAAGGACUUCUGAUAUUCUGAAUGACGGGCCUCGAUCUAACAGUUCGAUAUCAAUCAGCUGGGAACAAUGGAUGGCCGACGUUCUUCAGGAUUCUUCUUGUCACACUGAGAUCGCCAGUACCUUAAGUCGUUCCGUGGCAAGAACUCUUCUAGAGAAAACUUUUCAUAUGAAGAUACAAUCAAGAAAAGUGUUUAGUCAGAGGGAGAGUUAUGAAAGCAUUAUAGCGGAGAACGAAGAUAAACUUUCCAAGGUGCAUGGAGAUUAUCUGAACUCCUGGUCCAACCAUGUAGAAAACCAGUCCCCAGCAUCCUUAGCUGCAUAUUUAGAAAGGCAUAAUAAUUACGCCCAGCAGGUUCACUUCACGAAUGCAGUGAUAGAUCAGUACUAUGGAGAGAACCUCCCUCAUCUUCUCCAGGAAUUGGACGAUGUUUAUACAGAUGUAUCUGGGGUAUUUGUGGACUGUUUAGUUGAAGGAUCAUCUACUAUUGCGCAGAAGACCGCUGCAAUGAAUCUCAGGUGGAAUAAAACCUCAGAAAUGGUUCGGAAGGUUAAUUCUGGACAGGAUAUCUCGAUGUUUAUUCAGAGUUUAUCCCUACCCCAGUAUGUUCCAGUGAAUAAACAUACCUUUGUUCCGCCUUUGUGCAAAGAAGUGACAAAUACUGGUAACAAGAAACCUGAUAAAAUACAAGAGAUGGGUUUACCCUUGCGAACCUGCGAGGUUGUUCUGGAUAGGGUAGUUUCAGAAUCUGCAAGAGCUAAGUAUGAAAGCCUGCGUCAUGAAACCAAGGGCAUUGAAGGAAAUAUUAAGCUGAUCAAUGAUAGUCUAGAAACUCUGAUCAGGAUACAAGCUAAGAAUUUGGAUCAACAGCUGUUUAACAAAGCAAACGAAAUCCAAGAGGAAAUCAGUCGUAGGAGAAGGAUUUGUUCUCGAGUAAAGGGAUCAACGAUACAGACGUGAAGAGUCAGUCUGAAGUAAUACCUCCGGGAGGGACCAGGGAGCGGAAGUUAUCAACUUCCUCAACAGGAAGUGUGAAGAGCAAAUGGGUGAAAGCCUUUAAAACAAUAAAAGGCAAAGGCGACGAAAAGCCUGACAACACAGAGUGUUUUUCUAAAAACUCAUGGACCGGGGUUUUUACCCUUAUCCGAAGCAAGAACAGUGUACCGCCUGGAGGGGGUGGAGGAGGAGGGGUGAUAGUGGAGAACUCACAUAUAUUCCAGGAGUAUACAUAUAAGAAGAUUACACCAUGCGACGUAUGCUCCCAGAUAUUACGAGGUCACACCAGACAAGGGUUAAAGUGUAAGAUGUGUAGAAUGAAUGUUCAUCCUGAUUGUCAAGAAAAGGUUGUAAAGUGCCAACCUAAGAGUAAACUCCUCCGCAGACAGAAAUCUGCCUCAGAUAUUGAUAUUCGCUUAACAGACGAAGACGACAGUUGCUUUAGAGGAUUUCGAAAAUCAGAGUUUGUGGCAAGAACUCAGUUCCAUUCUGUGUCUCUAGGGGGUGGAGAUGGUAGGGGAUCUAUGACAAGGGAGGAGAAGAGCGGAACAAGGAUGGAGAAACAGCUGCUCAGGGUUAGAUCUCAGAACCAACUGAUGGGAGCCAACCCGCCCUCAGUCCGUAGUUUCGGCUGGUUCAGAGGAGGAGGGAGUAGCGGAGGGAGUGGUGGAGGGAGUGGUGGAGGGAGUGGUGGAGGGAGCGGCGGUGGGAGUGGUGGAGGAAGUAGUGGGGGGAGUGGGGUUGGCGGAGGAGGGAAUGGAGGAAUAGAUAGUAGGUUUGGAGGUGGAGGGAUGAGUGGAUUCGGAGGUGGAGGUGGAGGAAGUGGCGGAGGAAGUCCUAGCGGCGGAGGUGGUUUAAUGCUUGGUAAGGAUGGAUUAUGCUGGAGACCUAAACUAACUGUACGGCAUAAAUCUUCAUCCUUGGACAAUCCUGAAAUAUCCUCUAAUCAAUAUCCUUCAGCUCCAGUUCCUUUAAGUCCGAUUGGAUGCAGAGCACCUCCUGGUAUGUUGUCUAAAGGCCCCAGGGGUGAUAAAGACCAGGGUACACAAUCACCACAUUUUACCUCCCCUGGACACUCACCGAAAAUGAGCCGACAAUUACCGAGCAACAUUUAUGCCGUUCUUUAUAAUUUCACCCCCAGAAGAGAAGAUGAACUCAGUGUCUCUGCUGGAAGUACUGUACACAUACUAGACAAGAACAAUCCUGACUGGUGGCGGGGUCGGUGUACUAUAACUGGUUCUACUGGCUACCUGCCUUCCACCUACCUGACCAGAACACUACCAGCAGAACGGGUUUUUAAAGUAGUUUCUCCUUGCAGUCUUAUCAGUAAAAAUGGCGAGGUAUAUAAUCUCAUUCGUGAUCAAAUAGUUCUUGGUUUACCAUCACUAGAGGGGGACACAGAUAUCAUUGUUAGAACAGGUGAAAGUGGCCCCCCUGUAAGAGGUAAGGUAUCUAUAAGAUAUCUGGCUCCCAUCUGAAAAUUCUCGCAACCAACUCCAACAUAUUCUCCUACCCAGAAUUUGAUUGCCGUGGCUCCAACCUUGAUUCUUCUCCACAUUCUGACUCUGUCUUUUCUUAUGAUAGAAAACUUAUGACAAGUUCUAACUUAUAAAAAUGUAUUCCCCAUGUUUUAAUCAGUAACUUUUAAUAAACAAGUGGCUUAAGACUGUUUAUUGUUUGUAUCAAAGGCCCCUAUUGUAUCAUGUUUUAAUGUCUAUCAUUAUUUCAAAGAACAUGUAAGAUGUUUUUUUUUGUCUAGAUGUAUACCCGUUAUACAUCUGUACUCACUGAAAUGUACACUGUGCACUGUACACUUUACUCUGUAUAAUGUUUACUUUAUAGUGUACACUGUACUCUACAAAAAAAAUUACAUUUGAAAUGUUCUUUUAAAAAUGUUCUAUUUUUUGCAAACCUUGUAUUAAACUGUAAUAUGCACCAAAUCUGUAAAAGCAAAGUCAUUACAAUUAAAACAUUUGUUCAACACUA